AUGAAAUUACUUCAAAAUAUGACCUUUUCAAGAAAUUUUGCAAAAAUUUUUGUUCCAUUGUAUUCCGGACGUCGUUUUUGUACGAUGAUACCGGAAGGAGCCAUGCAAAUGACUGAUGAAUUCAACAUUAUUUCAAAAUCAUAUGGCAUACAAAGUAUAGCGCCCGGGGUACAACGUAUUUUACUCAUUCAUCCACGAUUACGUCGAGGACGUUUCUUUGAUUUAAAUCCAGAGAGAGCUAAGCUACAAUUGGAAGAAGCAGUUGCAUUGGUCAAUACUUUGCCCAAUUUCAAAGUUAUGGAAACAACUGCGGUAAGCACCGAUCGCUCUACUAAAAAGAAACGUCUUUGGGGUAGUGGACGUAUUCAACGAAUAAUUGCUCUCAAAGAAAAAAUCUCUGCUACAGCACUAAUGAUUGAUGUUGAUAUUUUAUCACCGAAGCAACAGGCUGAAUUGACAUCAAUUUUUCGUACUCCAGUAUAUGAUCGUUACAAUAUAGUAUUGCUCAUUUUUAAAAUAUUUGCAAAAACAAAGGAAGCUAAAUUGCAAAUUCAACUUGCUGAAAUUCCUUACAUAAGGCAGCGAUUAUUAUCUAUGUAUGAAUUGCAUGUGGAUCCAUCUCUUCUUCAUCUCGAUACAUCCGAGAAAUCAAAAGCCGAAAGACUAGAAGUUUUACGAUAUCGUGAGCAACAUUUACGAAAAUGUUUAAAAGCUGCAGUAGAAGAGAAAGUUAAUUUGCGAAUUGGCGAAGCUCAGAAAAACAUACGAACAGUGGUUGCUGUAGCUGGAUAUACAAAUGCUGGUAAAAGUUCACUAAUUAAAAGAUUAACAGGACGAAAUUUAUAUGUUGAAGAUCGUUUAUUCGCUACGCUGGAUACAUCACUUCAUGUUUUUCGGUUACCAUCCGGUUUACCAAUACUUUUUGCCGAUACAAUUGGAUUCAUAUCGAAUCUACCUACCCAGUUACUUGCAUCUUUUCAAGCUACGCUAAAUCAUGUUGCAAAUGCAGAUUUAUUGUUGCAUGUAGAAGAUGUUUCAAAUCCUGAUUAUCUUACACAACGUAAUGUUGUCAUGAAAACAUUAUCAGCACUUAAAAUUCGAAAUGAAUUAUUAAAAUCAGUGAUUCGGGUUGGAAAUAAAAUUGAUAAGUUGUGUCGAUUACCUCCUCAUGAAUCUAACACAUAUUUUGUCUCUUGUGCUGAUGGCCGUGGAUUUGUUGAGUUGUUAGCUGCUAUCGAUAAGAGAGUGCUAGCAAUCAGUGGUGUAACAAUUCGUCGAUUGAAGUUACGUCCACAUUCAGAAGCAUUUUCAUACUUAUGUAAAUAUUCCUUUCUUGUUGGUCAACCGAUUCCAUCGGAUGACAAUAAUUAUUUGCUAUGUAAUGUUAUUAUGGAUGAUAAUGAAUUUAGCAAAUUUAGAGCUAAUUUUUCGUUUUCAAAAAUUUGA
Messenger RNA from Brugia malayi, 1446 nucleotides. RefSeq names its product MGC83645 protein, putative. Gene Ontology annotation, cellular component: cytoplasm. Gene Ontology annotation, molecular function: ribosome binding; GTP binding. Bases 1 to 1446 code for a protein of 481 amino acids. The record is from RefSeq and is a predicted model, not a curated record. Lineage: Eukaryota; Metazoa; Nematoda; Chromadorea; Rhabditida; Onchocercidae. The transcript has 9 exons.